Messenger RNA from Rhinopithecus roxellana (golden snub-nosed monkey), 1381 nucleotides. RefSeq names its product proline rich 4 (gene PRR4). The coding region runs from base 1 to 294 and encodes 97 amino acids. The transcript has 3 exons. Lineage: Eukaryota; Metazoa; Chordata; Mammalia; Primates; Cercopithecidae. The record is from RefSeq and is a predicted model, not a curated record.
AUGCUGCUGGUCCUGCUGUCAGUGGUCCUGCUGGCUCUGAGCUCAGCUCAGAGCACAGAUAAUGAUGUGAUCUCUGAAAACUUUACUCCCACCACACCAGGCUGGAGGAAGUACCAGCAUUCUUCCAGGGAGACAGGCCGCCAAGACAUCUCCAGGACCAGACACCCUAGUGGUAAUCUAGAAUUCAAUGACAGGUAUGAUUCCAGUUCAUUCUCCAUUAAAUGCCCAAGCUGUUACUGUUCUCAAACUUUAUUGUGUUCACGAAUCAAUUGGAAAUAUGUUGAAAUUACAUAAUCCUGAACCCCAUUUCUAAAGAUUUGUAUUCAGGUAUUCUUGGAUAAGGUUGCAAGUCCUUGUAUUUUUAACAAGCAGUUCAAAGUAUUUCUUAUGAAAUACUGACCUCUCCAACUUUUUUCUUAAGAUGACUUGUCUCCUUAAAAUGAGUUGGUAAUGAGGAAGUGGGGUGUGUUCUCCCUUUGGUGCUCUGCCUCCCGCUUUGAGUCUGCUCUCUCAGGCCCAAGGACUCUCCAUCUCAGGUUUCUCUCUGGUUUCCACCACAGCACUCUUUGCUCAGUUCUGCCUCACACCAGCCUCUCAGGUCCAGUGUCCCUGCUAAAUGAUACUUGAACUUGAUGCUCCUAUAUCGUAUUUAAUUUUUAAAAUACUUAUUUUGAAAUUAGUACAUCCUCAAGGAAAAAAAUCUAACUGAACAGAAUGGUAUGAAGCUAAAUCUUAAAGUGAUGCCUUAUCCUACUUACCCACACCCCUCACCAAAUGUCACCACCAUUAAUUUUUUGAACAUCCUCCUGGAAAUAUGUAUAUGUAUAUAAGCGUAUGUCAUUAUUUUUCCCACAAAUGAUAUAUUAUUUUAAAUGCAGAUCUGUAUUUGCUUAUUUCAAAUAAUAUAUGUCUCAGAUAACUUUGUCAUUUCACAGAGACAUAGAUCUUCUUGGUGAUUUAUUUGUACAUUUUUAUUUUGUUGUUACAAUUGUAUACUACUCUCUUGUGUGACUGUACCAUGAUUUCUUCAAUCAACCACUGUUAAUUGAGAUGUAGGUCUGUAUUAGUUUUUCACUACUGGAGGUUCAAGUUGCAGUCAUUUUCAUAAAUAUAACCUUGAAUGUUUUGAACAGUAGCCAAAACAUAAACACCAUAAAAAUAAUCUGUUUUCUUAAUCUUGAAAGCAAUAAUUUACUUUACUAAUAUCAUCAAGGGAUUAGAUACAUUUUGCUAUGUUGUAUCUUGUGUAUAAAUUUCCUUAUUUGUUUGUUUGUUUCAGAAAAUAAAUAAGAAGAUAACUUCCUUCAGAAAGCCAUUACAUUGAAAUAAUGUGGUCAUAACUCUUUCUUCAGUAUACCAAUAAAAUAGUAAUAGCAUGCAA